AUGUCCGAUACUACCAUGACCCAAUUCGAGCUUUCAGAGAAUUUGGACAGCUUUGCCCCAUACUAUUGUAAGUUAAGAGCUUCUAAUAUAGAUGCAUACUUAUAUAAAAUUCGUGAUGAUAGUGUUAGACCAAGGAAUUUUCUAGGCACAGACAGUGAGUAUAGUAUCGAAGCUAUACUCUCAGACCAUGAAGGCCAUUCAUUGCACGAAUUUAUUGGUGGUGAUAAGCCACUUCAUCCUAUCAUAGAUUUUGAUUUGCCAAUAGAAACACUAAAUGCUAUCACUCCUAAAGAUAAAAAAAAUAUAACUGUCGCUACUAGUAGUAAUGCAAAAAAAAUAUCCCUUCACAUCUCUACUACUGGUAUGUGGCUUAAGAACAUUGCUCAGAUCGCAGUAUUCACUGAACUUGUUCACAAAAAACUCCAGAUAGGAUUACAGAAGAAAAGUAUUAUUGAUAACAUUGCAAAUAAAAGGUCUUUCUUCUUUUGGAUGCUUGGAUCACCCAAGUAUAAGGAAGAAACGAAAGAACAUGUUCAUAUAAAAAAAGCUAUCUAUCCAAAAGAUGGAACGAUCUUUGACUUCAUGAUUCACCUGCCAAAUAAUGAAUCAGAAGUUAUAAAAAGCCCUCUCUUAGAUGUUUCAGAAAAUAUAAGCAGAAGAAAAUGCUCUACCAUGAGUAAUAUUACUACUGAAGCUGAAUUCAAGUUGGCAAGACAUUGCUUAAAGAGGCCAAUAUUGAAGGCUAUAAUCUCUCAUUUCUGUCAGAAAAUUUCUUUGAUAAAUUUCUAUUAUCAUGCAUUUCUUCAUCAUAUUGCCUAUUAUGUGAUCAGAAACACACAACCUGGCAUGAAAAACCCUUCGUUAAAGCUUACCAUUAGCGAAACAGCUUUAGAUAGAGAAAAAAAGCUUCCAAGUAAAAAAUUCUCUUGUAUGAUUGUCUAUGAGGCAAUUCAAGCAAUGAUCGCCUGCGUUCAGAAGAAAAUGAAAACAUGGAUUCUUAAACAUAGGAAUCUGAAUAGUGAACUUAUGUUUGACAUAGGGCCUAAACUAGAUAUUGCAAAUUUUACAAUUAAUAUAAUAGAACUAGGGGAAAAUAUCUGGUGUAAUGGAAAUAAAAAUCUUUCUGUAUAUGUUCUAAAAUGGCUUGCAUUCCUAAUUCAGUAUCUAAGUAUAAUUCCUGGGACAAUUCUUGUUUUACGCUCCCCACCACGAUGUGAGAAGAAUAUUAUCACUGAUUUUAUUCAAAAAAGUUUAUUCGGGCCAGAUCUUGUAUUCUCAACUUCUGAUCUAGGAAAGAUUCUUGAAUGGUUUAAUAGCCCCAUCCAAGCGCAAAAACUUAUUAUUAUAAAUGAAACAGGAAUGGCUAGUAGUGAAUGGCAUAAGGCAAAUGAUCAUUUAAAAGCUCUUAUUACAGAAAACUAUGUCUCAAUUGAGUGCAAAGGCCUUGAAUUCCAAGAUUGUAAUCAUUUUGCUGGAUUUAUAAUUUUAAGUAAUCAUAAUGCUCCAAUUCGAAUAAAAAUAGAAGAUGGGCGUAUCAUAUGUUUAGAUGUUUCUCCUUACUGCAAAAAUAAUUUUGCAUAUUUUGACCAAUUGGGAGGAAUUCUUGAGCAUCCUGAUACGCCUGAAUCUUUUAUGUCAUAUCUGCUUAGUCUUAAUCUUUCUGGAUGGAAGCCAUGUAAGAUUCCUUCAACCAAAAUGAAAAUAGAAACCAUGCGAGACCAACUACCUAAUCACAUUCGAUUCAUAAUUGAUUAUAUUGCAUCAUGGCCUGAAGAUAAAAUAGCUAAGCUAAGUAGCAAUAUAUUAUAUCAGGAAUAUUUUGAUUGGUGUGGAGGCAAUAGAGAAAAACUAUUUUCUAACAACAUUCUUGGUAAGAAAUUCUUAGAGAUUAAUAUCGAACGCAAGAGAGCAAGUGGUAGAAAAAGAGAAUGGCAAUACAUUCUCGAUCACUCCAAAAUCAUAACUAAGCUCUAUGAAUCUGGCCUAGAUGAUAUCGAAGAAUUUUUUGAUACACCUCAACCCGACUUACCUGAAAACGAAACUACAAAUAUACCCAUAUUCAAUGUGCCAGAAUUUAUUCCUCCAAAAAUAAUCCUGCCUCAGGCAGAAAAGAAUCUCUCUCCUAGUGAUAAGAAAGCAGAUAAACAGAAAAAUCUAAUCCAAGCUCUACCUGAGCCAAAAAUCCUUAUAAGUGGAGUGGUGCCUGAUACGCCUUCUAAAGAAACUGAUUCUUCUAAGCCUAUCAAUGAAAUAUCAUUUGCAAUACUUCUGAGCAGGGCCCAGUGUAAAGAGCGCCUCAGAAAAAGGGCAAUCGAACUCAGUGAAGACCCUAAUAAGUUUGUGACCAUCACAGAAAAAGACAGGCUCGAUUCUACUGCAUUUCAAAGCGAAGAAGACCCAAAAGAAAAUAUGGAAAUGACAGUACGAGAAAGAUUAAUAGGAGAAGAGAUUAUCUGGCAUGAACUCAAAGAAAAAGAAAUCACAUCCUCAUGGCUCGAUACUGAUGAAGAAUGGCAAAAAAAUAUAAGCAUACUUCAGGAGAACG
Messenger RNA from Cetraspora pellucida, 2545 nucleotides. The record is from the annotation of a GenBank genome assembly. Lineage: Eukaryota; Fungi; Glomeromycota; Glomeromycetes; Diversisporales; Gigasporaceae.